Diplodia corticola is the source of this 2118-nucleotide messenger RNA. Its product is annotated as glycoside hydrolase family 47 protein. Bases 1 to 2118 code for a protein of 705 amino acids. Gene Ontology annotation, molecular function: calcium ion binding; mannosyl-oligosaccharide 1,2-alpha-mannosidase activity. Lineage: Eukaryota; Fungi; Ascomycota; Dothideomycetes; Botryosphaeriales; Botryosphaeriaceae. The record is from RefSeq and is a predicted model, not a curated record. The transcript is spliced from 3 exons. Gene Ontology annotation, cellular component: Golgi membrane; endoplasmic reticulum. Gene Ontology annotation, biological process: N-glycan processing; carbohydrate metabolic process.
AUGCUACCGUCAUCGCGCAAGAUACUGCUGAUCUUCACCUUCUUUGCCGCCGUACUUCUAAUCUUCUAUCGCAGCUUGCCACCUACGUACAAUUUACCACUCAGCCUAGGAAUACCUGAAGGGGGAGAAGAAAAGCCGGUAUUCAUUGAAUCGGACGAUGGCAGGUUCCACUGGAGUCAAGCUACGCAGCGGUAUCCGGUAGAGUCCCUAAUGUCCAUGCCCACGGACGUCACGGAGAUCCCCCGCAUACAGCAUGACUUCCCACCGGAACCGGCAGAGGCCCGGAAAGUGCGCUUGGAGCGCCUCGAUCAGAUCAAAGCAGAGUUUAUCCACGCCUGGACGGGGUACAAGGAGCAUGCAUGGCUCAAGGACGAAGUGGCUCCCAUCUCCGGCGAGGCUCGCGAUACAUUCGGCGGCUGGGCAGCAACCCUCGUCGACUCUCUUGGUAACCUCCUCCCAGACGCUCCCACGCUCUUCAUGAGCCCAAAACCUCACCUGUGCCAAAACACAGACACGCUCUGGAUCAUGGGCCUCAAGCCCGACUUCGAAGACGCCGUCGCCGCCGUCAACGCCAUCGACUUCUCCACCAACGCGCUGACCGAGCUCAACGUAUACGAAGCCACGACCCGGCACCUCGGCGGGCUCCUGUCCGCGUACGACGUCAGCGGCGGGCAGUACCCGACGCUGCUCCAGAAAGCGUGGGAGCUGGGCCACAUGCUGUACGCGGCCUUCGACACGCCCAACCGGAUGCCCGUGACGCGAUGGAACUUCCACAACGUGGCCAACGGCGGCGAGCAGGCGCAAGAAGCGUCCGACGCUGCCCUCUCGGCGGAGCUGGGGUCCCUCACGCUGGAGUUCACGCGGCUGUCGCAGCUGACGGGCGACCUGCGCUUCUUCGACGCUGCCCAGCGCAUCAUGGAUGUCUUUGACGAGCAGCAGAACCGCACCAAGAUGCCGGGGCUGUGGCCGGUUGCUGUCAACGCCAGGAAUCUCGAUUUCACGGCUUGGGAUUCCUUUACCGUCGGUGGCAUGGCAGACUCGCUGUACGAGUAUCUUCCAAAGGCAUGUAUAAUAUCCCCCCAACGUCGUCCUUUCUACUCCACCAUCACCUGUCCCCAACACCUCCUCCUCUCCGCCGCAACCCCCCAAUACCGCAAGCUCUUCGAAACCGCAGCCGUUCCGAUGAAGCAACACAUCUUCUACACCCCCAUGACACCCGACAGUAACAACAGACCCCCCCUCCUCCUAUCCGGCGACGUCCAGAUCUCCACCGCCGAUGACCCAGCCAUCACGCCGCUCCUCGACCCACGCACCCAGCACCUCAGCUGCUUCAUCGGCGGCACCUUUGCCCUCGCCGGCAAGCUAUUCGACGACGGCAAGCCCAGCGACAACAAGCCCAUCGACGACAAUGACGACAACCUCGUCGCCACCGGCCGCCGCCUGACCGAAGGCUGCCUCUGGGCGUACGAGAGCAGCCCCAACGGCGUGAUGCCCGAGGUCAUGCGCACUUUGGUUUGCGCGAGUGAUGGGGACGGCGAUGGCGACGGCGAUGGCGACGGCGGAGGAGAAAGAGGAGGAAAAGGAGGAAGAGGAGGAGGAAAAGGAGGGUGUGCCUGGGAUGAGGGGGAGUGGUUGAGGGGCGUCGAGGCUGGGGUGCGGGGUGAGGACGGCGGAGGCGUAGGCGGGGGUGAUGAUGAUCAGCGGGCGGGGCGAGGGGUGGAUGGGGAUGUGGAUGUGGCAGCUGUGGCGCGGGAGAAGGGGUUGGCGCCGGGCGUGACGAGGGUGGAGGAUGGGCGGGGUGGCUUGCGUCCCGAAGCGAUCGAGUCCAUCUUCACCCUCUACCGCAUCACCGGCGACGAGACGCUCCGCGACCGCGCCUGGACAAUCUUCACCAACGUCAUCCGGCUGACAAGGACGGAUAUCGGGCACGCCGAGCUCGACGACUGCGUUGCGAACGAGCCGCUGCCGAAGGCCGACCGGAUGGAGUCGUUCUGGCUGGGCGGGACGCUCAAGUAUUUCUACUUGCUCUUCUCCGAGCCCGACGUGGUGAGCUUGGAUGAGUACGUUUUGAAUACCGAGGCGCACCCCUUGAGGUGGAAGCCGGCAUCAUCGGGUUGA